This is a messenger RNA of Myripristis murdjan (pinecone soldierfish), 1591 nucleotides long. Its product is annotated as dickkopf-related protein 1-like. Gene Ontology annotation, cellular component: extracellular region. Bases 151 to 936 code for a protein of 261 amino acids. Gene Ontology annotation, biological process: multicellular organism development; negative regulation of canonical Wnt signaling pathway. Lineage: Eukaryota; Metazoa; Chordata; Actinopteri; Holocentriformes; Holocentridae. Gene Ontology annotation, molecular function: co-receptor binding; receptor antagonist activity. The record is from RefSeq and is a predicted model, not a curated record. The transcript is spliced from 4 exons.
CGUGGGGAAACUUUUCUCUGGAGCUUUGGAUUGAGGAUUCAAGAGCGCGCUGGACUUUGGCACAUAGCCUUCUUUUUCUCAAAAGAAAAGGGGAUUGUUUUGUGUGUUUUGAGUUUGCAACUGACUACAGCAGAAUCUGAGGGAAGAAUCAUGCAAAUACUAUCAGUGCGUCGCUUCAUGGCUGUGUAUCUCACGCUGUUUGGAUACUUUGGGGAUGUUUACGCUGGGACGGUUUUGAUGAACUCCAACGCCAUCAAGAACUUGCCCGGUGGUGCUGCUGCUGGUGCUGCUGCUGGUGGUGGUGCCAAAACCGCGGACACGGUCAGUCCGAGUCCGCGCACGUCGCCACCAGGUAGCAUGGGACACAAAGCGGCCGGGGACACCUUGCAGCAGUCAAGUGUUUGCGCGGAUGAUGAAGAGUGCGGAGCUGAUGAAUUCUGCAACGACGCCCGAGGUGCCUGCCUGCCCUGCCGUAAAAGUCGGAAGCGGUGCGCACGCGACUCGAUGUGCUGUGCUGGGAACCGCUGCAGCAACGGUGUCUGCCAGGCAAAUGAUAUAGAUGGCAUGGAUGCGGUUACCAUCACUGGCUGGCACAGGCACAACAACACCAUGGAGCACCAUGUCAAGAGGCCCCCCACUGCCCACAGCCAUCAGCCAAACUCUGUGAAAGGCCAGGAGGGAGAUACCUGCCUGCGAUCGGCAGACUGCUCUGAUGGUCUUUGCUGUGCCCGUCACUUUUGGUCUCGCAUCUGUAAGCCGGUGCUGACUGAAGGCCAGGUGUGCACCCGCCACCGCAGGAAAGGCAACCACGGCUUGGAGCUGUUCCAGCGCUGCGACUGUGGUGAUGGCCUGGCCUGUCGACCUGAGAAAGGAGAGCGAGACCACAGUGUCAGCAGGACUGCAGCCCGGAACCUACACACCUGUCAGAGACGCUGACACACACAUAAACACACAGACACACACACACACACACACACACACACACACACACACACACACACACACACACACACAUCCCCGAAACCUACAAAUCAGUCACAGACACUGACAAAUGCAUUCAGUCCUGUAUACACCAGAGAUGCUGACACACACUUAUACAUCCAACACCUAGUACAUUCUUUCCUGCCAAAGCUGCUGACACAAACACAGCACCCGGAAGGAUAGACAUGAUUCCUGGGAAAAGCGAUACACCCUGAGGGAUGCAGCAAUGUAAGAUGGACUGAUCCAAUUGCCAGUCAACAGACAAGGAGUUGGAAGUUAGGAAGUGACAUUUCAUAGGUCUUGGAAAGAUCGAUUCAUGUCAUCAAAAAUGGCAGAGCUGUUUUGUUUCUCUUUUUAUGGAACUUAAAGCCUCAGUUAUUGCAGUAAAUUACUGUAUUGUAAAUAGUAUCCUGGAGGUGGCACUUAAUUGAAAUAUUGAAUUCUGUCAACACCAGUAUUAUAAAGAUGUGGUGCUGCAUGGUUCGUUUCCAGUAUUGUAAAUGUGUACACAAUAUAUUGUUAUAUACUAUGUAAAUGACUAUAUUUUUAAGUUACAUGUAAAGAAAAUGUGAAUAUAUUUGUUUUAUUAAACGUCACUCUGAUAACCUUA